UUCAGCUCAACAGCUUGUUAUUCGUGUAUUGCUUUGCAAAUCUGGCUAGCAAGUCGUGUCGUUGCAUCAAUCAAAACCAAUCGAGCUGGACUCCCUCAAAUAGCCUCUACGAUGAAGGCAGCGGACGAGCCUGCCUACCUGACCGUGGGGACGGAGGUCAGCGCGAAAUACAGAGGUGCCUUCUGUGAGGCAAAAAUCAAGACUGUUAAACGGACGGUGAAGGUUAAGGUGAUGCUCAAAGGAGACACUACCUCACAAGUUGUUCAAGAUGACCAAGUGAAAGGACAGUUGAGGGUGGGCUCCACAGUGGAGGUGAAGAGUGCAGAGGGGAUCUGCAGUGAGGCAACCAUCAACAAACUCACAGACGCCAGUUGGUACACAGUGGUGUUUGAUGAUGGGGAUGAGAAGACACUCCGCAGGACGUCUCUGUGUCUUAAGGGCGAGAGACAUUUUGCUGAGAGCGAGACGUUGGACCAACUGCCCCUGACCAACCCGGAGCACUUUGGCACCCCCGUAAUCGGGAAGAAGGGAAACCGCGGAGGAAGGAGGUCAUCUCAGGCUCAUGCGAACGAUGACAAGGAGUCGUCAUCCAGUGAUGACGACAGUGAGGACAGGAGGAGGCUAAAUGAUGACCUGCUGGGUAAAGUGGCCAAUAUUCAGACUGGGACAGACCGGACAUCCUGGUACCUGGCCCUGGUGAUAUCGCCCAGCUGCAAUGAUGACCUGACAGUCAAGAAAGACCAAUGUUUAGUGAGAUCAUUUGCAGACUCCAAAUUUCGAACUGUGGCAAGAAAGGAGAUCCAUGAAGUGAACAUGGACAGCAUCUCUAAAGCUGAGUUCUCGUCGAGGAACGGGUUGGACGAGGCAGUGCAUUUCCUCAAAACCAAGGUGGUCCCUGACAGUUGGAAGAUGGACAUGAGCGAGAUCUUAGAAUCCUCCAGCAGUGACGAGGAGGACAAGGAAGGAAAAUAUAGUGAGGAUGAGGAGGAGGAAGAGGAGGAGGAGGAGAAGGAGGAUGACGAGCAGCCUGAGGAUGAGGCGGACCCAGAGGAGAGGGAUCACUUCCUGCAGCAGCUGUAUAAGUUCAUGGAGGAUCGAGGGACGCCAAUUAACAAGCCUCCUGUGCUCGGCUACAAGGAUCUGAACCUCUUCAAGCUCUUCAGGCUAGUCUACCAGCAGGGGGGCUGUGACAAAAUUGAAAGUGGAUCUGUGUGGAAACAAAUCUACAUGGACCUGGGCAUUCCCAUCCUAAAUUCUGCUGCCUCCUACAAUGUGAAGACUGCCUACAGAAAGUACCUGUAUGGCUUUGAGGAGUACUGCCGCUCAGCCUGCAUCGUGUUCAGGACCAUCCACCACAACGAGGCUCGUCCAGCGUCCCAGUCCUCCCAGUCCCAGACAGAGCAGAAGGCUGCCCAGGUCCCUGAGGUGAAGGACAAAGACAAGGUUGGCAAGUGCCCAACACCACCUGUCCAGAAUGAGUCUGCUGCAGCCACAGAGGACAAGCCUGCCCAGGAGGAGGCUGAGUCGGGGAGUGAGAGCGACAAAGAGAGCCACAAAGAUAUCGCCUCUCCAAGGGUUAGGAGUUCUCAAAAGCAACUUUUGUCCUUUGUGGGGAGGAGACGGUGCACUGUGACCCCGGUCAAAGCUGAGGUGAAGGAGCCUGUCAAGCUGGAGAAGAUCAAUGAGCAGGAGCCGAGUGGUCUGGGUGUGAGUGAGACCAGCGGAGAGGAGACGGGUGGUCAAAAAGAGAGCAGCAGGUCAGACGGAGGGGACACCCAGGGGAAUGGAUGCAGCCGACGUCUGGAGGAGUCCGAUAAAGAGUCUGAGGACGAAGGGGAAGAUGAGGAUGAGGACAGCGAGAGGAGAGUUGGAGAAGGGGCUGAGGAUGAGGACUCAGAAGACUCUGUGACAGGGACUAAGGUGAAGGUAAAGUACGGCCGAGGGAAGACCCAGAAGAUAUACGAGGCAAACAUCAAGAAAACUGAGAACGAUGAUGCCGGAGAUGUCCUCUACCUGGUACACUACUACGGCUGGAAUGUCAGGUAUGAUGAGUGGGUCAAAGCAGAUCGGAUCAUCUGGCCUGUCGACAAGGGCGGAACAAAAAAUAAACAGAAAAAGAAAGUCAUGAACAAAGAGGAUGGAGAGAAGGACAAGCAGGGGAAGCUGGGUGGGUUGAGAGGCCGCCCUCUUCUCAGAACCACUCCCCCCAGUGCCAACCGCAGCGUCUCCAAGACCCCCAGCCGUGAGGGGCGCUCCAGCAGCAAGAGCAAAUCUGACACAUCACCCCUGCCCAAUGGAGAGGGUACCCCUCGCCGACGUACAAGAACCUCUGGGAUGUAUGACUCGGACAGAGAUGCCAACUCCAAUGAUGAGUCAGGGAAUUCGUCCGAGGACAGUGAGUCAGAGGAUUCGCCGGAGAAGAAGCCUGCCUGGGCGGAGAGAACGGACCCCGCCACGGCCCGUAAACAGGAAGAAGAGGAGGACCUAAGGGUGGAGAGAGGAAGAGCAGAGGCAGUGGCCGCCGCAGCAGCCCAGGCAGCAGCAGCACAGCUCCAUCCCCCCAGCAGCCCUAAGGAGAAGGAGCAGCAGCAGGAGGACAAACUCCCUGAGAGGGAGCCUGAGAAAGAUGAGGCUGAGGAGCAGCCCCAGACGCCUCCCAUGACCCCUGAACCCGACAGACCCAAGGAAGAGGACCCCCCUAACCUGAAAUCCCCCAGGCCUAAAGCAUCACGUAGAAGUAACGUUGGAGAGCUAGAGAGGAACACCAACAACACUGGCUCUGAGAUACCCACCAAAACCAUCAUCACCACCACUCCCAACCACACUGAGACGGAGUCGUUCCCCAGCCCAUGCCCCCUGAAGAGGCAGGAUGAGCCCAUGGUGGUCCUUCACUGUCUCCCUGCUGAGCACCUCCCCAGCAUGCCAGACCUCCCCAUCAUGGACUCCGACACAGACUCCGCCCCGGAGGAGGAGAUCUGCAGGGAGGAGCGAGGCGUGGCCAAGCGUAAAGCCACCGACCACAGGACACCGGACAAGAAGGUGCGUCUAGACUGGAGGGAGGAUACUGCCAGAAUGGCAUUGCCGGGCGGGAGGCCCCAUGACUCGCCGGGCGGGAGGCCCCAUGACUCGCCGGGCGCGAGGCCCCAUGACUCGCCGGGCGCGAGGCCCCAUGACUCGCCGGGCGCGAGGCCCCAUGACUCGCCGGGCGCGAGGCCCCAUGACUCGCCGGGCGCGAGGCCCCAUGACUCGCCGGGCGCGAGGCCCCAUGACUCGCCGGGCGGGGGGCCCCAUGACUCGCCGGGCGGGGGGCCCCAUGACUCGCCGGGCGGGGGGCCCCAUGACUCGCCGGGCGGGGGGCCCCAUGACUCGCCGGGCGGGGGGCCCACGACUCCAGAGGGGAGACUGGAGUCGGGGGGACUGAAAGAAGAGGAGUGUCUGACGCCAGCGAAGGGUAAAACGGAGCCGGAGGUUAAAACAGAGAUGCCUGCGCUCACUCCGGAGGUGCGGUGUCGAGGUCCAGGAGAGGGAGGUUUCGCAGGAGGUCAGCCCAGGUCGGAGCAGCCAGACUAUGGGGCAGAGGAGGAGCUGAUGCCCCAGAUAGGGCCUGAGGCGCUGGUCUGCCAUGAGGUGGAUUUGGACGACCUGGAUGAGAAGGACAAGACCUCAGCAGAAGACCUCCUAAUGAUGAUGAGCCAAGGGAAGGUCCAUGCUCCCCCUCCAUCCAAUGCCUCCUCCCACCACCCUCAGACCCACAACAACCCUCCUCCGUCCUCCGGUGGCGCUGCUCCUCCACAAGUCUUUUCCCCCACCUCGGCCCCUAGCCCUGAUGAGUCUAUAAGCACCAAGAGUGAGAGCGACGUCACCAUCGAGGUUGACAGCGUAGCUGGGGAGUCUCAGGAGGGGCUCGGUGAUAAUGAGUCGGCCAACUCCAACUGCUUUGAAGCCAACACCAGCUCUAGCAACUCCAGCAUGUCACUACAGGAGAGAGACACCAAGGACAGAGGUCAGAAAAGGUUGAUGGACUGCAAUAUGAGUUGUUCUGCAAAGAAGCAGAAGCGCAACCAGAAACGGCCAAGCACAAUGUCCAAAAUGGAGAAGAAUGGAGCAGAGUACAGCAGUGACAGUGAGGACCUGGCUGUUAUGGACCCCUCCUGUAAGAAGACUCCAGUGAAACACUCCAUGUCUAAAGGAAGCCUGAAGCUGGUCUCUCCCAACAGUAAGGAGUUAGAGAAGGACAAGCACAAACACAAGCAGUCCUCCUUCCCCUCCCCUCGCACAUACAAGUGGACCUUCCAGCUCAAUGAACUGGACAGCAUGACAAGUGCUGAGAGGAUUUCCUUCUUACAAGACAAACUACAGGAUAUAAGGAAGUAUUACAUGUCACUCAAGUCUGAAGUGGCCUCCAUAGACAGGAGGCGGAAGAGGUUAAAGAAGAAAGAAAGAGAAGUGUCCCACACCACAGCUUCAACAUCGUCUGGCUCGUCAGACACUGGGAUGAGCCCCUCUUCCGCCUCACCGACUCAGAACACUGUGGCUGUCGAGUGCAGGUGAUGACACGCCUUCUCCCCCAUGGUUCCCAUGACGACUACCCUUUCCUACCAUCCCGCUGCCUCCCUGGAGACACGGUUGUGUCCGAAAUGGCACCCUAUUCCCUUUAAAGUGCUAAUAUUUUGACCAGAAGCCAAUGUUAAAUGACCAGAGGCCCUCGUCAAAAGUAGUCCACUAUAUAGGGCAUAGAGGUGCCAUUUCAGACGUACUGACACACCAGAGCCAGCGGCCAAAAGCACUCGGCUGCCCCCCUCUGUCUCCUUUCACCUCCCACCACUUGGCCACUCCCACUUCUUGCACUUCCCUGCCUUGUAGAUAUUGUGGUCCACCUACUGUAGUGUUGUCAGGAAAUGGAUUCUACGUGAGUUGAAUGUAAAGGAAACCACAAACCCCAGAUACUCCUAGCCAAACCCCUUCACUCUCCAUCCUUGAACAGUCCAUGGCACUUUUCUUCUUCUUACUCUGUCAGAAACAGAUAUAACCUCCUCUGGUUCCCCAAACGGGAGCAAUCUAGAUUCAGUAAUGAAUCAAUGAUGUCUAUCAGCAGAACCAGACAUACACAAUGUAUGUAACCUACAAUGUAAAGGGUCCCUACCCAUGUUAAUAAUGGUCACUUAACCACCAUGUUAAUAAUGGUCACUUAACCACCUUGGACAUUGUUUGCAAAAAGGUCAAUUAUGUUCGCUUGCUCCAUCAGAACUGCCAAAGUACAUGUGUUACAGCAGAUUGCCCUAUUUUGGAAAAGUGGGACAAAUUCAAUUGCGAAAGGGAAUGUAGUUUACUGAAAACUGCAGCCGUUGUCUUCCAUUAUUGCAGUGUGUCAUCACAGAUUAAUUAUGAAAACUAUUUUUGGAUCUCUUUUUAAGAAAGUAAUAAAAAAAUGAUUAGAAAAAGGUUUAUUACAGUGGAACACAGGAGAAUGUUUUCAGUGGACUAAUUUCCUUUGCGAGUGUAUUGUCUUUUUAUAUGUAAUUGCAGAGUUUUUAUUUUAGUAUGGAAAAUUUCAAAAAGUAUAUAUCACAACAGUGAAGUUAUUUAAUGAAAGAUUUCUAGCCCUGAAAUUUUGUGUAAAAAAGGUUUCUUGCAUUGUUAAAUAUAUUUAUUCUGUCAGUGGACACAUUUUAGUAUUUUUUACAAUAUAGAGACACGAACCUUCCACAGUUUGGACAAUGGGAAAUUCUGAUAUUGAAAGAAUGUUGUGUGCUCAUCUAAAAGCAGACUUUGACUGUGAUGUUUCAAUUGGGUAGCUACUGUGCAGUACAUGUUUCCCCCAUUUUCAACAGGGCCCUCAACUUUCUCAACAUUUUUUUUUUUUUUUCUUAGAUUGUUUUUGGGGAACACCAUAAUUUGGUGGCCUUCACUUUGUUUCUUGGUACUUGUAUUUGUUAUAAUUUAAAACAUCUAUUCUUAUUUCGACAUGAGUUCUGACCAAUAAAUAAAAGUUGCUUAAGGAAUAUGUAUGUGAAGCCCCGAGGUUUCUUACGAUUGUUUUUGUAUAUAGAUCUUCCAAAACCAUGAAUUUGAAAAAUACAUUUGACAAACUGUAAAGAAUGACAUUAUUUUUUUAAACCUCAUCUUUGUACUGGUAUAUUAAAAGCUUUUUUUAUGGCAAGUUGGUAGAAACAUUCACGCACACAGACUGACUAUAUACUGACCCAGUGUGUUUCAGCAUUAGUCUGAAACUAACCCUACAGAAGAGUCAUGGAAGCAUUCAGAACAUUGACAUUUUUUAUGCCUUAUAGACUUGUGAAAAACAGAACUUCCUUAAAAGCUAAGUUUAUCUACAGAUUCCUGGAUGAAGGUAUUAAGAUUACCUGAGCAAAGUCUUUGUAUCUUAAUGUAAAAUAAGCAGAGCUCUUCAUUUCUAAUAAAGUUUUUAAAUAUU
Molecule: messenger RNA, 6433 nt
Organism: Salvelinus fontinalis (brook trout)
Lineage: Eukaryota; Metazoa; Chordata; Actinopteri; Salmoniformes; Salmonidae
Product: AT-rich interactive domain-containing protein 4A-like
Exons: 24
Coding region: 112-4551 (1479 amino acids)
Biological process (GO): regulation of transcription by RNA polymerase II
Cellular component (GO): nucleus
Molecular function (GO): transcription cis-regulatory region binding
Source: RefSeq, a predicted model, not a curated record